Messenger RNA from Aspergillus clavatus NRRL 1, 2325 nucleotides. Its product is annotated as putative lipin Smp2. Gene Ontology annotation, biological process: triglyceride biosynthetic process; fatty acid catabolic process. The coding region runs from base 1 to 2325 and encodes 774 amino acids. The record is from RefSeq and is a predicted model, not a curated record. The transcript is spliced from 5 exons. Gene Ontology annotation, molecular function: phosphatidate phosphatase activity. Gene Ontology annotation, cellular component: nucleus. NCBI's taxonomy places the organism in Eukaryota, Fungi, Ascomycota, Eurotiomycetes, Eurotiales, Aspergillaceae.
AUGCAGUACGUCCGCAGCAUCAGCGGUUCGGUGUCGAAGACGUGGAAUUCGAUCAAUCCAGCUACCUUGAGCGGAGCAAUUGAUGUCAUCGUUAUUGAGCAGGAAGAUGGGACACUCGCCUGUUCGCCGUUCCACGUACGAUUCGGCAAGUUUUCGCUGCUCCGUCCAUAUGAGAAGAAGGUGGAAUUCCAAGUCAAUGGUGUCAAGCAGGAUUAUGCGAUGAAGCUGGGAGAAGGUGGAGAGGCGUUUUUCGUCUUUGAAACAUCAGACGAGAUCCCGGCUUCGCUGCAGACAUCGCCGCUGGUAUCACCGGCGGGUAGUCCUAGAGCCGGCAGCGAGGAAGAUCUCCCAACGUCCCUCCAGGAACCGGAAUUCCUGGAUCUCGAAAAAUCCGCGGGAAUCGGACAGUCGCCGGAUGCAAAGGCCGCUGCAGAUAUACCCAUGCUUUCGAGAGAGACGAGGGCGUGUACGGAUCUAGGUGCCAUCACCCCUUUGUCGCGCUCGCUAGAAGAGUCCAACAUGAGCCGGGUUCGCCAUAGUUCGUUUGGAGACGGACCGGGCCUUAUUGACCGGGCAGCAUCCGAGGGUGUUUUGACCACCAAGAAACACCCCAACACUUCUGGCAUGGGUGAUUUCGCUCUCGGAGCGCAGCCUCCGAGCCCAACCACCAGCGAGGAUCCUAGUCACACCCAACGCCCGCGCAGUCCUCCUUUGCUCAGCCCAGAGGAGGCCGUCUCACGCGCACUAUCUCUUUCCAAGAGACUGUCGUCGUCGAACAUCCCAACUCAUGUCAAUGAGACGGGCGAUCUCAUGCUCGAUAUGACUGGAUAUAAGAGCAACGAGGAGGAUGCCCUACGUGCUGAACUCGUUGCCCGCAAGAUUCUUGCGGAGGAGCUGGAGGGAAGUUACGAUAUUGGUGCCCUCAUCGGAGCCGACGAGCACGGGAACCUGUGGAUCUACAGCAGUGAAGAAGCCAAGGAGGCCGCGAACCGCCGGGCCACCUUCAAUGCGAUGAGACCUAGUUCUGCCAUGAGCGAGAACGCCGUCUCCGACCCUGGGUAUCAUAGCGACACGGAUCGUCCCAUGUCCGACCCGUCGUCGUUCACAACUCGCCACCAUCGGGCCCAGUCUGAUGUGCAGCCAGGCUUCCCUACUCCUCCGCAAUCCCCAACUCCCGACACAACGCCGGCAGAUCAGACCCGGAAUUAUGCGAAGACCCUGCGUCUGACCAGCGACCAGCUCAAGGCUUUGAACCUGAAAGCUGGGGCGAAUCCGAUGUCCUUCAGCGUCAACAGAGCCACCUGCACAGCGACCAUGUAUCUGUGGGACAGCAACACGCCGAUCGUGAUAUCAGAUAUCGAUGGAACCAUCACGAAGUCUGAUGCCUUGGGUCACGUUCUGAAUAUGAUCGGUCGGGAUUGGACACAUGCUGGAGUGGCCAAGUUAUACACGGACAUCGUCAAUAACGGCUACAACAUCAUGUAUCUCACCAGCCGAUCUGUUGGGCAAGCGGACACCACCCGCACGUACAUCUACGGAGUUUGUCAGGAUGGAUACAGGUUACCGAAAGGACCGGUCAUCAUGAGUCCUGACAGAACGAUCGCGGCGCUCCGGCGGGAGAUCUAUCUGCGGAAGCCGGAGGUGUUCAAGAUGGCGUGUUUGCGGGACAUCCUGGGUCUCUUUCACGGCAAGGAGAACCCUUUCUACGCUGGGUUCGGCAACCGUCUGACGGAUGCACUGAGUUACCGAUCGGUGAACAUCCCUUCGACUCGGAUCUUUACCAUCAAUUCGAACGCCGAGGUUUCUCUGGAUCUGCUCAGUCUGAACAAGUACAAGAGCAGCUACGUCACCAUGCGGGAGCUGUUAGAUCAUUUCUUUCCACCGGUCAGCCUGCUGGUCCAGCCUGGAGGUGAGAACUACACGGAUUUUACCUACUGGAGGGAGCCUCCUCCAGAGCUUGAUUUUCUCUCGGACACGGACAGUGAGGAGGAUGAGGAAGACGAGGAAGAUGAGAUCGAGGAGGAGGAGGACGAGGAAGAAGAGGACGAAGACGAAGAGGAAGACGACGAUGAGGAGGAGUAUGACGGCGAAUUGAGUGAGGGCGAGGAGGGCAGUGAUAUCCUCGAUGACGAGGAGGGUGACCUGGGCGCCAGUAUGAUUUCAGAACUCUCGAUGGACGGAAUCGUAAUGUCCGAGCACAGGACCGACUUCGUGGCAGACGGCCAGAGUCUUGUCGACGAUGAAGAUGCAGAGGAUGAGACCAUCGGCUCCAAGCCGACGCAGUCGAGGCAGAAAGCCUCGUCUGAAGUCGUCCGUCCUGCGUGA